AUUAGGAGUGCAGUGUAGGAGGAGUGGUACUAGAGGGCCAGGACGGGGGCAGAGAGCUAUUUCUCUGAAAGUACACCGUAAUUCUCUGCCUUUUGUUGAGCCCGGUAAGGAUGAAGACAGCAUUUUUCAUUGUUUAUCCCCUUCCUGUGCUGAUAGCAAUAGCACAGUCAACACCAGAGAGUGUCUACCCUGUGGUCUCUUUGAAACAUGGCCGAAUCAGAGGGGAAUAUGGUAUGGUCAAAGGCACAGAGAGGAGAGUGAAGCAAUACCUGGGAAUCCCCUUUGCCCGUGCCCCUGUGGGACCCCUCCGCUUGGCUGCACCCCAGGAUGCAGAGCCCUGGGAAGGGGAGAGAGAUGGCACGCAACAGCCCCCCAUGUGUAUCCAGGAUCCAGAGAUAGUUGUGAAUGUUUCUAGGACCAUGUCAAUGCAAUACACCCCACAAGAGCUUUCAGAGGACUGUCUGUAUCUGAAUGUAUACACUCCCAGUGAGGCAACAAAAGGGGCAAAACUACCGGUGAUGGUGUGGAUCCAUGGAGGAGGUCUGGCAAUGGGUGCAGCUUCUCAGUAUGAUGGUGCUCCAUUAGCUGCUUAUGAAAACAUAGUGAUGGUUAUUAUUCAGUAUCGCCUUGGUAUUCUGGGAUUCCUCAGCACUGGAGAUGAACAUGCUCAGGGCAACUGGGGUUUCAUGGAUCAGCUAGCAGCUCUGAGAUGGGUGCAGGAAAACAUUGAGGACUUUGGUGGCGAUCCACAAACCGUCACAGUUGCUGGAGAGUCCGCCGGAGGCAUCAGUGCAUCCAUACUGACUAUAUCUCCGCAAGCAAAAGGACUAUUUCAGAGGGCAAUUUUUCAAAGUGGAGUCGCUACUCUUGGGAUCUACACUACAAGCCAUCCUUUGGAUCAUGCCAAGAUUGUUGCCAACAUUACUGGAUGUGACUGCAACAGUACAGAGAAACUGGUCCAGUGCAUGAGGGGAAAGAGUAUAGAUGAGCUGGUUGAUGCAACUAAAAAGAUGAAGAUUUACCUGGGAGCCGUGGUGGAUGGCGUGUUUUUGACUGAUACAGCAGAGGAGCUUCUAAAGAGGAAAGAAGUGAUGAAGGUUCCAGUGAUGAUGGGAAUCACCAACCAUGAGUUUGGAUGGAUCCUGCCUCAGAGCUUUGCGCCUCCUGGCUGGGAGCAUGGUAUGAACAAGGAGUCUGUGCUGGCAGUGGUGAACAUGUUCAAUCCUGCAGGGGCCUCCUUUGCCAACAGCCUCAUUGCAGAGGAAUACCUGAAAGAUGCCAAAACCCCAGAGGAGAUCAGGGACGGAUUCACUGAAAUUAUGGGAGACCUGCUGAUGACGCUGCCUGUCGUCAAGGUGGCCGGAUACCACUCAGAUGCAGGUGUUCCAGUUUACAUGUAUGAGUUUGUAUACCUUGCUGAGAUAUAUAAACACAACAGACCCAGCUUUGUGAAGGCAGAUCAUGCAGAUGAUGUUGGCUUCAUGUUUGGUGGAUGUUUCUGGGAUGGACAUAUAAAAGUCAUUGGCAACAUUACCAAGGAGGAUGAAAGAGUCUGUAGGACCAUGAUGACAUACUGGGCCAAUUUUGCCCGUACUGGCUCUCCCAACAGUCCUGGUCUGGUCAACUGGCCUCAGUAUGACAUGCAGACACAAGAGUAUAUGGAGCUGGGCCUGACACAGAUGGUGAGACAGAAACUGAAGAACGACAGGGUCCAUUUUGCGACUGUCACCCUUCCUCAGAAGCUGGACCAGUCAGCAUCAGCGGUGGCAGCCAUACCUGGAGAGUGAUCUCUGCUAUUUGUCCUAUUGUUUUAUAGGUCGCCUACUCACUAAAACUAAUGUUAAUUCUUCUCUGUUUUAUAAUGGAUUUACUGUGCUUCUUUACCAUGUGUCUGUUUUUGACAUGUACUCUUAAACAUAGCUGUAAUUGAAAUAAAUCAUUUUAUUGCAAAGAAAGGAAACGUGUCACUGGUUAAAACAUCCUGGUGGCAUAUUUUGUAGAUGCAGUUCAAAGGGAAUUUUACAGAGAGCAUGUGGGUGAAUGAAUGAGGACGACACUUCAUUUCUUUUGUCAUUUGGAAAUAAAAUACAUUUUCCCAUAUACUCUAUCACUCAAAAGUUUGGGGUCACCAAAAAAUUAGCGGGGUUGAGAUGCUUCCAUUAUAAACAGAGUACCAGCUGACU
Messenger RNA from Acanthopagrus latus (yellowfin seabream), 2183 nucleotides. RefSeq names its product carboxylesterase 3 (gene ces3). The transcript is spliced from 13 exons. Lineage: Eukaryota; Metazoa; Chordata; Actinopteri; Spariformes; Sparidae. The record is from RefSeq and is a predicted model, not a curated record. Bases 111 to 1787 code for a protein of 558 amino acids.